AUGGGGGCUGCGGCGGUGCCACCGGGGGUCACCUGCCUGCUGCUGCUGGCCCUGCUUCCUGCGGCUGGUGGCCAGGGCACCCCUCCCUUGGGCUGUGGGAAGGAUCUCUCCUCCCUCUACUACAACCUCUGCAACCUCUCAGCAGCCUGGGGCAUCGUGCUGGAGGCCGUGGCCAGCCUCGGCAUAGUGACCAGCUUUGUGCUCACCAUCAUCCUGGUGGCCAGCCUGCCCUUCGUGCAGGACCCUCAGAAGAAGAGCCUGGUGGCCACGCAGGUCUUCUUUCUUCUGGGCACUUUUGGGCUCUUCUGCCUGACGUUCGACUUCAUCGUGGGGCCAGAUUUCUCCACCUGCACCUCCCGCCGCUUCCUCUUUGGCGUCCUCUUCAGCAUCUGCUUCUCCUGCCUCCUGGCACACGCCGUGGCCCUCAACUUCUUGGUGCGCAGGAACCGGGGCCCGCGGGGCUGGGUGACACUGGCAGUGGCCCUUCUCCUCACCUUGAUGGAGGUCAUCAUCAAUGCCGAGUGGCUCAUCAUCACAGUGGCACGGCAGGAGGGGGGGUGGCGCAAGCACGGAGCCUUCAUCCUGUCCACCACUGGCCUCUCCAUGGCCAUCUGGGUGGCGUGGAUGGCCAUGUACCUCUACGGCAACCGGCGCAUGGGUGAGAAGCCCAGCUGGGAUGACCCCACGCUGGCCAUCGCGCUGGUGUCCAACGCCUACGCCUUCCUCCUCCUCUACGUCAUCCCCGAGGUGACACACGUGACGCGGCGGAGCCCCGAGCAGGCCUUCGAGGACGAUGUCUACCCCACACGUGGGGUGGGCUAUGAGACAAUCCUCAAGGAGCAGAAGUCACAGAGUAUGUUUGUGGAGAACAAAGCCUUCUCCAUGGAUGAGCCCUCCUUCGCCAAGAAGCCAGUGUCCAAAGGCUACAACGGGCAACUGCUGACCAGUGUCUACCAGCCCACCGAGAUGGCUCUGAUGCAAAAGGGGCCGAGCGAAGGUCCCUACGACGUGAUCCUGCCCCGAGCCUCCACCAGCAGCCCGGGGACCGGUCAGACCCAAUAA
Messenger RNA from Chaetura pelagica (chimney swift), 1062 nucleotides. It is a transcript of the gene GPRC5C, whose product is annotated as G protein-coupled receptor, class C, group 5, member C. Gene Ontology annotation, cellular component: plasma membrane; intracellular membrane-bounded organelle; signaling receptor complex. The record is from RefSeq and is a predicted model, not a curated record. Gene Ontology annotation, biological process: G protein-coupled receptor signaling pathway. Lineage: Eukaryota; Metazoa; Chordata; Aves; Apodiformes; Apodidae. Gene Ontology annotation, molecular function: G protein-coupled receptor activity; protein kinase activator activity.